This is a messenger RNA of Cavenderia fasciculata, 627 nucleotides long. RefSeq names its product ARF-like protein (gene arl2). Gene Ontology annotation, cellular component: microtubule cytoskeleton; cytoplasm. Bases 1 to 627 code for a protein of 208 amino acids. Gene Ontology annotation, molecular function: GTPase activity; GTP binding. NCBI's taxonomy places the organism in Eukaryota, Evosea, Eumycetozoa, Acytosteliales, Cavenderiaceae. The record is from RefSeq and is a predicted model, not a curated record. The transcript is spliced from 4 exons. Gene Ontology annotation, biological process: protein folding.
AUGAACUUGACAAAACCAAAAGCGGAAGAAGAGAGAUUCAAAAUAGAUACAAUAGAGAAGAAGGAUGGGUCUACUAACAGUACUCAAAAAGUUAAAGCAGAAAGAAAAGGAAUUGAGAGUAUUGAUGUUGUAAGUUUAGGAUUAGAUAAUGCAGGAAAGACAACUAUAGUUAAAAAGUUUAAUGGAGAGGAUAUCAGUAGUAUUAGUCCUACUUUGGGUUUCAAUAUUCAAACGUUGUGGCACAAAGAUUAUAAACUAAACAUUUGGGAUAUCGGUGGACAAAGAACACUUCGAAGUUACUGGCGUAACUAUUAUGAAGAGAAUGAUGCUAUCAUUUGGGUUAUUGAUAGUAGUGAUAUCAGAAGAUUAGAUGAUUGCAAGAAUGAAUUAAAAACUUUAUUAGAAGAAGAGAAAUUAGCUGGUGCAUCAUUAUUGAUAUUGGCAAAUAAACAAGAUUUAAGUGGGUCAAAGACAAAGGAAGAGAUUGCUGAUUAUCUAGAAUUGAAAUCAUUGUCUACUCACAGUUGGAAGAUUUGUAGUUGUAGUGCUGUCACUGGUGAAGGAUUGGAAGAAGCUAUCGAUUGGGUUGUUAAUGAUAUCAUCUCAAGAUGUUUUGUAUUGGAUUAA